AGACAUCGCGGUUUCUUGAUCCUUCGGGCAUGAACGCAAUGUGUGCAACUCCCCUGAGUUCUUCAGCUAAUCUCUAACUAACUCUAGCUUCUGCUUCUAGCGGGGAAGACGUAGCACAAUUCGUAGCCACCGAUCAAAACCCAUUUCUUAAAUCCCACUAUUUCUUCGAGUCUCAAUCUAUAAUUCUCCAAAUCCGCAACCAAAAUCGAUAAAAGUUCAUGUCAUUGCCUGGCAGUUCGUUUGAUCUUUGAAUUCAGAGUAAAUUGCUCACAGAAUUCGAUUGAAGCAAAGCUAUGCUUGCCAGAAGGCGUUUAGCGGAGCUGAUAAUCGGUUUCAAUUCGGAAACUAGGAGAAGAAGAAGCCGAUUGUUGUCGAGCAAUUCAGGGAAGAGAUUUGCAGCGGUUUGGGGAAAUGGAGAUUUCGGGAGGCUGGGGCUUGGAAAUUUGGAUUCUCAGUGGAGGCCUGUUGCGUGUUCUUCCUUUGAUCGCGAAAUUCUCAAGGAUAUUGCAUGUGGUGGUGCUCACACUCUGUUCUUAACAGAAUCUGGACGUGUUUAUGCUACUGGUCUUAAUAAUCUUGGGCAGCUGGGAAUCCUCGAGGAACAAGGCUAUUGUACUGAGCCUGUUGAAGUUAGAAUUCAGAAAGAAGCUGUUCAUAUCGCAGCUGGUUAUAAUCACUCUUGUGUCGUUACAGCUGAUGGAGAACUGUAUAUGUGGGGGAUGAAUUCAAGUGGGCAGCUUGGUCUUGGAAAGAGGUCAGCGAAAUCCGUAUGCCUACCUACUAAAGUAAAUAGCUUAGAUGGGAUCGUGAUUAGGAGGGCUGCUUUAGGUUCAGACCACUCGAUGGCUGUUACUGAUGGAGGUAAAGUCUUAAGUUGGGGAGAUGGACGAUCAGGAAGAUUGGGUCAUGGCCACGAGUCAUCAUUAUUGGGGUUUUUAAAAAGCACCAGCGAAUAUACGCCCAGGCUAAUUAAAGAACUUGAGGGGAUUAAGGUUAAACGGAUUGCUGCAGGGAUGCUGCACUCAGCAUGUGUAGAUGAAAAUGGAGCUGUUUUCAUAUUUGGUGAGAGAGCAACAAACAGAGUGAGCUUUGGUGAUGCAAACAAGGAAACAACACCAUCAAUGAUCAGCACGCUUUUGAACUGCGAAGAAGUUUCCUGUGGUGGUUAUCACACGUGUGUCCUAACAAAAGGUGGGGACCUGUACAGUUGGGGUUCGAAUGAGAAUGGCUGUCUCGGGAAUGGGUCCACGAGUGUCUUUCAUCUCCCCGAAAAAGUCGAAGGUCCCUUUUCAAAAUCUCCCGUAAGCAAGGUAUCUUGUGGAUGGAAACAUACAGCAGCAAUCUCAGGUGGUGCCAUUUUCACGUGGGGCUGGGGAGGUUCCCACGGAACGUUUUCGGUGGAUGGCCAUUCGUCUGGGGGUCAGCUGGUAUGCUUCUCUUGCAUUUAUUUUCUUGUUAUCUAUGCUGCUCAAUUGGAUUUACUGCUGGAUUUGUUUAGAGUUGGUCGACAUUUAAUGUGUAUGCUUGAAAUCUACGGUUUUGUUAGACAAUCUAUUGCCGUUGGAGAUGGUUUCAUUUGAAAAUACUAAUGACAGGCACAUGGUUCAGUGGCAUUGGAUCUCUGCCCUGAACGUACUUAUUCUUUAUAUGAUCAAACGAUCACU
Messenger RNA from Cucurbita moschata (crookneck pumpkin), 1664 nucleotides. Its product is annotated as ultraviolet-B receptor UVR8. The record is from RefSeq and is a predicted model, not a curated record. Gene Ontology annotation, biological process: protein ubiquitination; ubiquitin-dependent protein catabolic process. NCBI's taxonomy places the organism in Eukaryota, Viridiplantae, Streptophyta, Magnoliopsida, Cucurbitales, Cucurbitaceae. The transcript has 15 exons. The coding region runs from base 294 to 1580 and encodes 428 amino acids. Gene Ontology annotation, molecular function: ubiquitin protein ligase activity.